GCGUCAAGCCCUGAGCUAGAGGCCACCUGCAAUCGCAAAAAUGGGGCCCACAAGCACAAGACGAGCAGUGGUUGAUGUGGCCAUGUUCGUGGUAACUCAAGUAGCAUUAUAUUAUACAAUGAAGUGGGUCCUAGACGCCUACGUACCCUCGAACAAGGGGACCAAAGUAAAAGGGAAGCAGAUGGAGGUUCUGAAGAGAUUGGGUCAUGAAGAGCUUGUGUUGGAUGAGUAUGAACGAACACUGGCCAACGAAAUUAUCCAUCCAGACGAUAUUCCCGUUCGUUUCUCAGAUAUCGGCGGACUAGAACCAAUAAUAUCUUCCCUCCGCGAAUCCGUCAUAUAUCCUCUCAUAUAUCCCGACUUAUUCACGACUUCGUCUUCACUGCUUGGUGCACCGAGAGGUGUACUGCUAUAUGGGCCACCAGGAUGCGGGAAGACUAUGCUUGCAAAAGCUAUGGCCAAAGAAACUAAGGCCACCUUUAUCAACAUUUCCGCGUCAGUUCUAACCAACAAGUGGUUCGGAGAAUCGAACAAGCUCGUUGCAGGCUUGUUCGGUCUUGCCCGGAAAACGCAGCCUACAAUAAUAUUCAUCGAUGAAAUUGAUUCCUUUUUGAGGGAAAGAGCGUCGAAUGACCAUGAAGUCACAGCAAUGAUGAAGGCUGAGUUCAUGACCUUAUGGGACGGUCUAACAUCUGGAACAGAUCGCAUACUAGUGUUGGGCGCAACCAACAGACCGAACGAUAUUGACGUUGCCUUUCUACGUCGUAUGCCCAAGAAGUUCGCAGUACCGCGGCCAGAUAGCCAACAACGGCUAAAUAUACUCAAACUAAUGCUGAAAGAUACCGCGUUGGCUCCUAACUUCCCCUUGAGCCUCCUCGCCGAGAAAGCAGAAAACUUGUCGGGAUCAGACCUCAAGGAAAUAUGUCGAAAUGCGGCUAUGAUGCCGGUGAGGGAGUACUUGAAGGAGCAUGCGGGAAAAGACGGGGAUCUUGCGAAGGGACAAAUUGAGGGUUUUGAUAUCCGACCUCUCCAAAUCGAAGAUUUCUUCGACGGCGAAAUGAUAAUAACACAACCACUUGAUUAGUGGUGUGCAAUGCGUUGGGAUAAUUUAUUUAUUAGAUAGAGUGUUAGGUAUUGCUACAUAAUGGAUAGAUAUCCAUGUAUUUUGUACAUGUAUACAAGUCUUGUGAUUCACUCUGCUCAC
This is a messenger RNA of Guyanagaster necrorhizus, 1204 nucleotides long. RefSeq names its product AAA-domain-containing protein. The transcript has 9 exons. Gene Ontology annotation, biological process: extraction of mislocalized protein from mitochondrial outer membrane. Gene Ontology annotation, cellular component: mitochondrial outer membrane. Bases 41 to 1084 code for a protein of 347 amino acids. Gene Ontology annotation, molecular function: ATP binding; ATP hydrolysis activity. The record is from RefSeq and is a predicted model, not a curated record. NCBI's taxonomy places the organism in Eukaryota, Fungi, Basidiomycota, Agaricomycetes, Agaricales, Physalacriaceae.